This is a messenger RNA of Magallana angulata, 1140 nucleotides long. Its product is annotated as acyl-CoA desaturase-like. Lineage: Eukaryota; Metazoa; Mollusca; Bivalvia; Ostreida; Ostreidae. The coding region runs from base 129 to 1103 and encodes 324 amino acids. Gene Ontology annotation, biological process: unsaturated fatty acid biosynthetic process. The record is from RefSeq and is a predicted model, not a curated record. Gene Ontology annotation, cellular component: endoplasmic reticulum membrane. Gene Ontology annotation, molecular function: iron ion binding; stearoyl-CoA 9-desaturase activity. The transcript has 5 exons.
AAUAUUAGCAGUACAUAUAUAAGAACCGUCACUGACUUCCCGGGGAAUAUAGGGUGACAAAAUAACCCAAUCAGCGUAACAGCUUUCCCGCGUCCUUGAUGUAGAAUCCGGUGUUGGAGAAUGAACAAAUGAAUGGAAGAAUGGCGCCAAGAAAUGUUGUGGAGGAGCCAGUGCCCGCCCAAGGGUCCGUACCCCAGGAGGUGGAGGACUCUGAGCCCGAAUUCAAAAGAUCUCCCCAGAGGAUAGUAUGGAGGAACGUCGUCCUUAUGUCUUCCCUUCACCUCGCCUCUUUGUAUGCCCUGACCCUCAUCCCAAGGUCCCACCCCCUCACCUGGCUCUGGACUAUGUUUUACUACAUAUUUUCUGCCCUGGGGAUCACCGCCGGGGCACACCGGCUGUGGGCCCACAAGUCAUACAAAGCCCGGGCCCCACUGCGCUUUCUGUUGGCGCUCAUGAACUCUGCUGCUCUCCAGAAUGAUAUUUUGGAUUGGUCACGUGACCAUAGAGUUCAUCACAAGUAUUCCGAAACAGACGCAGACCCACACAACGCAAAGAGGGGGUUCUUUUUCGCACAUGUUGGGUGGUUGCUGGUCAAAAAACACCCGGAUGUGAUGGAGAAAGGAAGAGGGCUUGAUUUUUCUGAUCUAUAUGCCGACACAAUUAUUAUGUUUCAGAGAAGAUUUUACCGCCCCCUGAUCCUACUGAUGUGUUUUGUGGUCCCUACUGUGGUGCCAUGGUACUUCUGGGGAGAGUCCCUUUGGAACGCCUACUUCCUGUCAGCGUUGCUACGAUACUGUCUUCUGCUAAACGCCACGUGGUCUGUGAACAGUUUUGCCCAUUUAUGGGGCAGAAAACCUUACGACAAAAGGAUUAACCCGGCUGAGAACCUUAGUGUGGUGCUAAGCGCGGUGGGUGAGGGGUUCCAUAACUUUCACCACACUUUCCCUAGUGACUACGCUACCAGCGAGUAUGGCUGGCACCUCAAUAUCACGACUGUGUUUAUUAACUGUAUGUACUAUCUAGGACAGGCCUACGACAUGAAAAAGACCCCGGACAGGGUGGUGCAGAUGAGGAAACAGCGCACGGGGGACGGAAGCUCGUAAUUAUGUGUUCAUGAAAUAAUAAAAAAUCCCAGAAAAC